Molecule: messenger RNA, 1459 nt
Organism: Arachis duranensis
Lineage: Eukaryota; Viridiplantae; Streptophyta; Magnoliopsida; Fabales; Fabaceae
Product: 2-methylene-furan-3-one reductase
Exons: 4
Coding region: 72-1052 (326 amino acids)
Molecular function (GO): zinc ion binding; oxidoreductase activity, acting on the CH-CH group of donors, NAD or NADP as acceptor
Source: RefSeq, a predicted model, not a curated record
CAAAGUAAACUCAUCAAAUCAAAGUUGUGUUUCAUCAUUCUUCUAUCUUCCAAAGUAAUUAAUAUAUAUCUAUGAUGGCUUCAUCAGAUGAUUCAACCAUUCCAAGUCACACAAAAGCAUGGUUCUAUUCAGAGCAUGGGAAUCCAGGUGAUGUUCUAAAGAUACAUCCAAAUUGGCCAAUACCAGAACUCAAAGAGGACCAAGUGCUCAUCAAAGUUGUGGCUGCAUCCCUUAAUCCAGUUGAUAAUAAAAGAAUCACUGACUUCUACAAAGACAUUUACACCCCUGAUCCUCAUCUCCCUAUUGUUCCAGGGCUUGAUGUUGCCGGUAUAGUGGUGAAAUUGGGUGAUCAAGUCAAGAAAUUUAAAGUUGGUGACGAAGUUUACGGCGACAUUAACGAGGAUGGCAUACAAAACCUUAAGAUUCUUGGAACAUUGUCAGAGUAUACUAUUGCUGAAGAGAGGCUUUUGGCUCACAAGCCUCCUAAUCUCAGCUUUGUUGAAGCUGCUAGCUUCCCUGCGGCGGUUGAGACUGCUUAUGAAGGACUUGAGAGAGCUGACUUCUCUGCUGGCAAAUCUAUUCUUGUUCUCGGAGGUGCUGGCGGUGUUGGUACCCAAGUUAUUCAGCUUGCGAAGCAUGUGUGUGGCGCAUCAAGGAUAGCAGCAACAUCAAGCACUGGAAAACUCGAAUUCUUAAGAAAACUGGGAGUUGACUUUCCUAUUGACUACACAAAGGAGAACUUUGAGGAGCUGUCAGAAAAGUUUGAUCUAGUCUACGAUACAGUAGGGCAAACUGAAAGAGCCUUGAAAGGUGUAAAAGAAGGUGGGAAAGUAGUGACAAUAGUACCUCCUGGAGUUCCACCAGCUAUCUUUUUCGUUCUCACUUCCAAAGGAUCUAUCUUAGACAAAUUAAGGCCUUUCUUUGAGAGCGGCAAGGUCAAGCCAGUUCUGGAUCCUCUUACUCCAGUGCCAUUUUCUCAAGUCAUUGAUGCUCUUUCUUACAUUCAAACUGCAAAAGCCACAGGAAAGGUGGUCGUUUAUCCCAUCCCAUGAAUAUUAUUAUUACCACUUAAUAUAUAUUAAAAAUAUUAUUUAUAUAUUAAAAUUAAUUAUCAAAAUCAGUCAUUAAUUAAUAUAUUUAUAUAUAAAUAUAUAUUUUAUUUAAUUUAUUUUCAAUAUAUAUUUAUAUUUUAAUAUAUAUUUUAUAUUACUAGUUGAUUUUGAUAUAUACGAAAUAGCUAGAAUGAAUGUAAUUAGGGUCAACAUCCUAAUACGUUGGAUUAAUAUUAAUAUAUAUGAGGAUGUGUGUGGUAGUAAAUAAUUGAGGCUUGUAUUAUUAUUGUGUCAUAAGACGACCUUGUCAUUUUCUAUGUUAUCUGUUUCUAUGUAUGCCGAUAAUUAUUAUAAAUAUUAUCUUCUGCUGAAUGAUAAUGAUUGGUGAUAACCAAUAUUCAUGUGUA